Molecule: messenger RNA, 350 nt
Organism: Myotis myotis
Lineage: Eukaryota; Metazoa; Chordata; Mammalia; Chiroptera; Vespertilionidae
Product: keratin, type I cytoskeletal 23-like
Exons: 2
Coding region: 39-335 (98 amino acids)
Molecular function (GO): structural molecule activity
Source: RefSeq, a predicted model, not a curated record
CAGCCCAUUCAUUUUCUUUCUCUGUUAUUAAACAGGAAAUGGAGGGACAGCCUGUGCCAAAUGACUUCAAGGUCAACGUGAAGCUGAAUACCACCCCAGGGGAAGAUCUGAUUAAGAUCCUGGAGGACAUGAGGCAAGAAUACGAGUUUAUGAUAAAGAAGAAGCAUCGAGACUUGGAUGCUUGGUAUAAAGAGCAGUCAGCAGCCAUUGCCCAGGAGACCGCCGGUCCAACCGCUGUGCAGACCAACCAGGGCAACAUCCAUGAGCUGAAGCGCACUUUCCAGGCCCUGGAGAUUGACCUGCAGGCGCAGUGCAACAGGGUGAGUCUGAGCUAGGACCAUCCUGAGUCA